AUUGUCGAUAACGAUGUUAAAACUGAUAACGGCUGAGGCAGUUCAGUGUGACGCUGCACCGUAAACGCUUUAAUAUUGCACGAUCGGUGUCGCGACGACGAUUGUACAAAAUACUGGACGGUUCAAAACGGUUGGCGGAGUCGUAACUGCGGUCGUCUUUUCGUCUUUGAUCGCGUAGAGGCACGGGAUCGACGUACCGUUAUCGGAUGCCACGUUCGGCGCGUGGUUGAGAUUGAUACGGAUCCAUGUGUGGUACGCUUAUCGACGGGAUCGAUUCAAAGGGACCGUUCAGAGCAAAUCGUGGGACGCUUGGAUCUACGCGACGAGACCGGGGAGUAGAGUUCAUACAGACAAAAUUUGUAGACCGUGUUCUGACGUCAUGUUCGUCCGCCGUGCGCUUUUCGUCCGACCGUCACCGCCGGCAGACGUGGCUUUCAACCGCAACUGCGGUAGUGGUUCGCGACCGCUGGACGGCGUGCAAGUGAUUGACAUGACCCGGGUGGCCGCGGGUCCUUACUGCUCGAUGAUCCUGGCCGACAUGGGUGCGGACGUGAUCAAGGUGGAGAGGCCGACUACCGGCGACGACAGCCGUGGCUACGGGCCGCCGUUCGUGGAUUUCCAGGGUUCCGAUGCCACCGACGGUCGCCUGAGCCUGUACUUCGCGUCGUUAAAUCGGAACAAGAGGAGUGUGUGCGUGGACUUCCGGCAUCCCGACGGCAAAACGAUAGUGGAGAAGUUGGCCCAGCGGUCGCACGUACUCAUCGAAAAUUACAUACCCGGUACACUGGAUAGACAUGGGGUUGGAUACGAAGACUUGCGCAAGAUAAAUCCGAAAUUGGUGUACUGUUCGAUAACUGGUUAUGGAUCCAAGGGCUUAUGGAACCAGAAACCUGGUUACGAUUGCAUAGCCGCCUCGGUCGGUGGUUUAAUGAACGCCACCGGCGACGCGGUUCCGGCAAAAGCCGCCGUGCCCGUUACCGACCUGAUGACUGGCAUGUACGCACACGGUGCCAUUUUAGCUGCCCUAUACCGAGGCGUCGGAGACAAAAUCGACUGCGACCUGUUGUCCACACAGCUUGCAAUGAUGAUCAAUUUGGGAUCGAAUUAUCUAAACGCAGGUAUGCUGGCCAAACGAUGGGGAACCGAACAUGAGAGCUUGGUCCCGUACAAAGCAUUUCAGACGGCGAACGGUUUCCUAACUCUGGGCACGGGCAAUGACGCACAAUUCCGGUCGUUUUGCGAACGUAUAUCGAUGCCGGCCUUACCUCAGGAUGAGCGGUUCACGGACAACGCGUGUCGUGUUAAAUACAGAAAACAAUUGUACGCAAUUAUCGAACCUAUUUUGAGGACCAAGACUAACGAGGAGUGGAUGGAAAUUUUCGAAGGAGUGCCUUUUCCUUACGGUCCCGUCAACGACAUGGCGCAGGCUUUCGAUAACGAACACGUCAAAAGCAUUGGGAUUGUACAAAACGUCGAUUGCUCGUACAACGCGAAACUAAAAAUGGUUGGACCCGCAGUGACAUUCAAGAACAGCAGUAAUAAAAUCCGAAGAGAGCCUCCAUUGUUAGGUCAGCAUACGGACGAAGUACUGAUUUCUUUGGGAUAUAGCGUGAAAGAAAUAAAAUCAUUACGUUCGAAAAACGUAGUAUGAUUACAUUAUGUUACUGUUAACUACAUAGACUUACAUUUAAUACAUCAUUUCUCCUAUAGUAAAAAAAAUACAGUAUUAUCAUUUGUUGAUUUCACCGUCUUAUCGCGACCACCUGUGGCGUUUCCAGAAUUUUUUUUUGGCGGAAGGGGUUAUAAAAAAUGUAACAUUACAUUUUUUUUGAAUUUUGUGUGUUUUUAU
Sipha flava (yellow sugarcane aphid) is the source of this 1849-nucleotide messenger RNA. RefSeq names its product succinate--hydroxymethylglutarate CoA-transferase. Gene Ontology annotation, molecular function: catalytic activity. The record is from RefSeq and is a predicted model, not a curated record. Bases 380 to 1651 code for a protein of 423 amino acids. The transcript is spliced from 4 exons. NCBI's taxonomy places the organism in Eukaryota, Metazoa, Arthropoda, Insecta, Hemiptera, Aphididae.